This is a messenger RNA of Rosa chinensis, 2387 nucleotides long. RefSeq names its product probable carboxylesterase 18. The record is from RefSeq and is a predicted model, not a curated record. Gene Ontology annotation, molecular function: carboxylic ester hydrolase activity. Bases 1226 to 1993 code for a protein of 255 amino acids. Lineage: Eukaryota; Viridiplantae; Streptophyta; Magnoliopsida; Rosales; Rosaceae. The transcript has a single exon. Gene Ontology annotation, biological process: pollen tube growth.
UGAACAUAGGGCUACACGAUGCAUGUCUCGGUUGGGCCUUGCCAUGUCUUGUGGAUGUCCCAAAGUAGGUGUUACUUAUGCUUGGUGAUGUAGUAAAUACUCCAUAUUAUUGGAGGUAUGUACAAAACCCAAGCUAUGAUCUUCUAGCUCAGUAGCACAGCUUCUAGUCUUGUGCGCCAGUUUGUUAUGGACUUGAAUAACAAAGGUGGGCUUGCUUCCUCUGCUUUCUUUAAACCAUGGGCCUUGGUCGUAUAUGCCCAAGGGAUUCUCUGGAUUUGUUAAGCAGCUGAUCUGCUGAUGUUAUGAAUCUUACCUGCUAUGUGGUUUUGUAGAUUCGAUGGGUUGUUCUUUUGUUUGUUUAUACACGAGGUCUACAUUAUUUACGCUGGAUUCUGGAUAUUAGUGUCCAAACAUGGCUUAUAAAAAAACCUUAGUCUACUUGAUCAAUUAGUAGAAAUUACUUCACCUUCAUAAAGAGGAGAAAAAAAAACACUCUUAUAGCAACAACCCCAAAUAACCAUUUUAGCAUAUGGAGGUUUGGACUCAUAUUCAAGUUGAGGACUGAUUCUCACCGGCUCCUUGUCAUAAUAUAUUCAUACUUUCCAAUCUAAAUGAAGGAACUGCCUUUCUCUGGUUAGCAAAAUGGUUUUUCAGGCAUCCUCAUUUACUGGCAGGAAAUUCUAAUAAAUAUAAGCCAAGUUUGGAAAACGGCGAAACUAAGACUUUCUAGCGAAGUCCAAUGCUAGAGGGAAGAACUUCCCGUGGUAUGUUCCUAUGAGAACUAGACCAAUUCAUGGGUAGAUAGCCUGUUGGAGAAUGAUUUUGUCAGACAGUGGAGGUGAAAUAGCCUAAUUCCUAGAGCACGGCUACCCAUAUUUGACUUAUAAGUAAUAGCGUGUCGGGGAGGAUAGACUCCCGUAAAACAGAGUAGGUUAUAUAAUAAUGGGAAAAUCGUCCGUACAGUACCUGACCUUUGUCCCAUUCUAAACUUCAGUACCUCACGUUCAGAUAAUAUCAAAACGGUACCUCAGGUUCUGACCCAGACCGAAGAAUGGUACCUGGAGCCGUUAGUUCCGUUACGGAAGCUGACAGCUGUCAUAUUUUGAUCAUUAAAUGACCAAUUUGCCCUUAUUUUUUUAUUUUCCUUAAUGUUCUUCAUAUAAUUAAAAAAAAAAAAAAUUCUGGGAAAUCCCAGCCACAAAACCCAGAAACCUGCUUUCUCUCCAUGACGACGCCGUCUCAGUCCCAACAAUCCACUCCCUCCUUCUGGGCUUUGCUCCCUUGGAGGACCUGGAUCUCCUUAUCGCUUCUGUCAAAGUUAACGGACGACGCUCGCCGACCAAACGACACCAUCAACCGCCGUCUCAUGAGCUUCCUCGACUUACGCUCCUCCGCCACUCCCUCAGCUCCCUACAAAGGCGUCACCACCUCCGACGUCACCGUCAACCAAACCCGCAACCUCUGGUUCCGCUUCUUCGUCCCUUCUACGACGUCGUCUUCCCCCGCCUCUUUACCUGUCGUCGUUUUCUUCCACUGCAGCGGCUUCAGCUUUCUCAGCCCCGACUCCUACUCCUACGACUCCGUCUGCCGCAAAUUCGCCCGCGAAAUCCCCGCCGUCGUAGUCUCAGUCAACUACCGCCUCUCCUCGGAGCACGGCUACCCCUGCCAGUACGACGACGGCCUCGACGUCCUCAAAUUCCUCGACCAAAACCCCGACUCCCUCCCCGACCUCGCUGACUGCUCCCGCUGCUUCCUCGCCGGAGACAGCGCCGGCGCGAACAUUGCCCACCACGUGGCGGUGCGAGCCUGCCGCGAGCUGUUUCGGGUCGUGAAACCAAUCGGGUUGAUAUCGAUCCAACAGUUCUUCGGCGGCGAGGAAUGGACCGAGUACGAGAUCCGACUCGAGGGCGCGCCGCUGGUGUCAGUGGCCCGAACCGAUUGGCUGUGGAAGGCUUUCUUGCCACAAAACCCAGAAACCCGGUGGCUUGGUUGAGACUGAGAAGAUUUGAAUGAGAGAGAGAGAGAGAGAGAGAGAGAGUAACAGUACGGAGAAAGAAAAAGAAAUAGAAAAAAAGGAAUUAGAUAAAAAAAAUUUAGAUUAAGACAGGAAAAGACAAAUAUAUCCUUCAACUAGCAACUUCCAUAACGGAGCUAACGGCUCCAGGUACCAUUCUUCGGUCGGGGUCAGAACCUGAGGUACCGUUUUGAUAUUAUCUGAACGUGAGGUACUGAAAUUUAGAAUGUGGCAAAGGUCAGGUACUGUACGGACGAUUUUCCCUAUAAUAAUUUGUUACAAACUUCUUCCCACUGUAGGCAGGCGGAACUAUCCUCUUGCUACUAUUGUUUUUGACUGAUGUAUUUGCUGUUCCUAGUUGAUAUUGGCUUUA